ACAUAGCAUUCGAUUCUUCUGACUUUCGUUUUUCUCAAAGGGAACCUGUGCGAUCGCUGAAUGGGCCUGAGCAGACUGAUUGAUUUUGGCCAGCAUCCCUUCAUUGGUUAUUAUAGGUAGGGCUCGCAAAUGCAAACGCACAUCGACAACCGGCCUAUUCCUCAAGCUGCGAUGCACGCGUGUAUCUCUCAUCCAUGCCCAUGUGAACGUGAAAACUCAAGUGGAGCGAGACCGAGUAUCUGGAGGCUGGCAGAAAUCGGUCAGCCCGAUCUCCGAACCACACGACAUCGACGGACUCGAAUAUUGACAACCACCGGCUCUACGAAGCCUAUCCUGUGCUGGUACACGGCCGAAGAGCCUUGUCGGCCGACAGGUGGCUGCAAUUGAUCGACAUUGUGAAGGUGAGUAGAACAUCGGUGGAGGUUGACAGACUCGACGUGACCGAGAUCGCUGCCGGUCUGCCAGCCUCUGCUUCUUCCCCCUGUGGACGUGGGCGUGCAGAUUAACGGAGAGCAGGACAAAGUAUUCGGAGGCUGGCAGAAACUCAUCAGCCCAAUCUCCUGGACUCGAACAUGAACAAUCGGUUAUACGAGACCCAUUCUGUGCCGAUACACGACCAACGAGCCUUGGCGGCCGAGCUGUGUGCGAUCGAUCGACGCUGUGAAGGUAAGCUGAACACCGGUGGAGGCUGACAUUCUCAACGUGACCGAGAUCGCUCCCGGUCUGCCAGCCUCCUCUCCGGGAUGGCAUAUAAACCGCCUGAUACGCAGCCAUCUCGUCCUCACCUACUACCAUCAUCUUCGUUCCACACCUUCGUCGCAAGCUCGCCGAUAUCCACAUCCUCACUCUCCACUUCAACCUCAACCUCAACACAUCCACAACGCACACAUACAUCACCCCCAUCAUGUUCGGUCUACGCGAGUUGUUCAAGUCCCUCUCCAUCUCCCGCACCAUCCAUGUCCCUCACCUGCCCAUCCCUCGUGUCCUCCACCCUUUCGCCUCGUUCCGUCAGCCACCCAGGGACAACGCCGAGACUAUCAACCACACGCGGAUGCGGGCCAUCCGUGCAGAGGGUGGUAUUGUCAAGGAUCUCGAGGAGUCGCGGAAGGCGUUCAAGAAGGUCGUGUGUGGUCGUGAGACGGUGAAGGCAGCUGGGGGAGAGUAUGGGAAGGGCAAUGCUGUGUCCACUGGCAGCGCCGCUCCAUCGUACAGGCCGCACCGGGUUCCUCACCGGACUAUCGCUCAGCAGUCUCCUUCGCUCUCGAUUUCUCAGGCGAUGGCCCAACUUCGGAUUCGGCGACAGGAUGAGUUCACGGCGUCGUCGAAGCUCCAGACUGGUUUAAACAACGGACAGGGCCCGAUGGAGGAUAUCAUGCCUGCUCCUCUCGAGGAGGCCAUGGAGGAGAUUUUGCCUGCUCCUCUCGAGGAGUGUAUGGAGGAUAUCGUUGUGGCCCCGCUCGAGGAUGCUAUGGAGGACGUGAUCCCCGCUCCGCUCGAGGAGCAGAUGGAGGAGGUUCUGCCCGCUCCCCUUGUCUAUGCGCACCCUAUGACCCACUUUUACUGGACUCUGGUCAACCAGCCGGCGGUCCCCCCGCAGACGCCUCGUAUGAACAGGACUCGGGAUCGCGAGGCGUUCACUCCGGCAUCGCCUCUGGCUGCGAAGAGUCGGUAUUCGCUCUCGCAAAUCGCCGUGCUUCCUCUGACGCCAUUCCCCGAUACGCCGGUCAAGUCUCGGCGUCGGAGACGACUGAUGUCCGCUGGUAGCCCCUACUGAGGGGCACGUCGACCCGACUCUUUCUUCCCACUUCGGCCGUCCAGGCCUAGUCCCUCUUUGAUAGAGGACUCGCUGUCUUCGCCGCUCUGAAAUCCUCGCACCCUGCACGAACAGCUGUAGCUCUCCUCCACCCCGAGGCUGUGCGGCGCAAGUGAGGGACGGGCUCUUACCCGACGCUUCCACCUGUCGGCCUGUAUCCAUCGCUAGCUGCGCAUCGCCUCGCGAUCCAACCCCUGUUCCAUGCGUCUGCUCCCUCCGCCUCCACGGUUCGCGCAUGAGAGUGAAUCUCCCUCACCUUCAAGCACAGAUAAAUUGCCUCAUACCCAGGAUUCACAUUCCUAUACCCUUGACUCGUAUCUUGAUACCCUUGGGUCAGCCUUUCCUCUUCUUGGACUCGCCCGCGCACACCAAUUUGGCCGCAUCUCAAUGUCCUCCACGGAUGCGUUCCCUCAUACCUCGAAUUCACAUCCCUACACCCUGGACUUGUAUCGUCAUACGCCGGGUCUGUCGUUCCGUCUCUGUUUGGUUCCGCUCAAUACC
Messenger RNA from Dichomitus squalens LYAD-421 SS1, 2314 nucleotides. RefSeq lists its product as uncharacterized. NCBI's taxonomy places the organism in Eukaryota, Fungi, Basidiomycota, Agaricomycetes, Polyporales, Polyporaceae. The coding region runs from base 905 to 1774 and encodes 289 amino acids. The record is from RefSeq and is a predicted model, not a curated record. The transcript has 4 exons.